AAAAGUAAGUAGUGAGUAUAUUUAUUUACCAGCACGAAAAUUGACAUAUUGAUAUAGAGUAUUUUAUUUUUUAAAAGAAAAGAGAAAAUGAAACAAAAGGCCCACCAUUAUUAUGGCUAGGUUUGGUUGUCUUCCUUAUCUUCUCAAAGAGUUCCCCCUUCCAUGUUCCCUUCUUGAAGCUCGCGCCCCCUUCACGAGCCCCCUUUUUCCAUCACUCUUCUCCUCUGCUAUUUUUUCCCCAAUUAAAUUAUUCCAAAAAAGGGCUGCAAAAGCCAAGCACAAUUUCAUGACUUUCGAGUUUCAACUCACCCACUUGCAGUCAUCCAUGUUUCUUCAAGCAAUUGCCCACAACUAAUUUUUUUUUUUUUUUUUUUUUUUAAGGAAAAAGAAUCACCCAAAAAUCCCCUCACAAAUACCCCAAAUGAAGCGAGAUCGUGAUCGUGGCAAGGCGGCCGCCGCCGGCAAACCCAAGAUGUGGGCGGAGCCGCAGGCGGACGCCGGCAUGGACGAUCUGUUCGCCGUGUUGGGAUACAAAGUGAAGUCCUCCGACAUGGCCGACGUGGCGGAGAAGUUGGAGCAGCUGGAGAUGGCGAUGGGCACCACCGCCGAUGAUGGCGUUUCCGUUCUGGCCAAUGAUUCCGUCCAUUACAACCCCUCCGAUCUCUCCGGCUGGGUCGAGAGCAUGCUCUCCGAGCUCAGCAGCUCCUGCGGCUUCGACAACGACAUGGGAAUUUCCGGCGAAUCUUCUAGCAGCAAAUUCAUUAAUUUCUCCGGCGACGACGAUUUGCGAGCGAUUCCCGGCGGUGCCGUUUUCGGAAACAAGCAAAAGGAGGAGUCGGAGAAUGGGAGUAAGCGGAUGAAGGGAUCUGAAUUCGCGGAGAAUUGUUCUCCGGCGUCGGCAACGCGGUCGGUGGUGGUGGACUCGCAGGAGACGGGGGUGCGGCUGGUGCACACACUCAUGGCGUGCGCGGAGGCGGUGCAGCAGGAGAACAUGAAGCUGGCGGACGCGCUGGUGAAGCACGUGGGGCUACUCGCGGUGUCGCAGGUCGGCGCCAUGCGGAAGGUCGCCACCUACUUCGCGGAGGCUCUGGCAAGGCGGAUUUACAAGAUCUACCCGCACGAGACGCUCGACUCCUCCUUAUCCGAUAUCCUGCAGAUGCAUUUUUACGAGACCGGCCCCUAUUUGAAAUUCGCGCAUUUCACUGCCAAUCAAGCCAUUCUCGAGGCUUUUGCCGGCGCUAAUCGCGUUCACGUCAUUGAUUUCAGCUUGCGCCAGGGGAUGCAGUGGCCGGCGCUCAUGCAGGCGCUGGCUCUCCGCCCCGGGGGCCCGCCGGCUUUCAGACUCACCGGGAUCGGCCCGCCGCAGCCCGACAACAGCGACGCGCUGCAGCAGGUUGGGUGGAAAUUGGCCCAGCUAGCGGAGACGAUAGGCGUGGAGUUCGAAUUCCGCGGAUUCGUCACCAAUUCGCUGGCCGAUCUGGACGCGGACAUGCUGGAGAUUCGGGGCGGCGACGAGGAGACGGUGGCGGUGAACUCGGUUUUCGAGCUGCACCAGCUCCUGGCCCGGCCCGGCGCGAUCGAGAAGGUGCUGGAUUCGGUGAAGGCGAUGCGGCCGAAGAUCGUGACGGUGGUGGAGCAGGAGGCCAACCACAAUGGUAGCGCCUUUCUCGACCGCUUCAACGAGGCGCUGCACUACUACUCUACCAUGUUCGACUCGCUCGAGUGCUCCGAGUCCACUCAGCCCGACGGCACCCAGGACCUCAUGAUGACGGAGGUCUACCUGGGCCGCCAGAUAUGCAACGUUGUGGCCUGUGACGGCGCCGAGCGGGUGGAGCGGCACGAGACGCUGGCGCAGUGGCGGGGAAGGAUGAACUCGGCCGGGUUCGACCCGGUCCACCUCGGAUCCAACGCGUUCAAGCAGGCCAGCAUGCUGCUCGCCCUCUUCUCCAGCGGGGAUGGCUACAGGGUGGAGGAGAGCGACGGGUCCUUGAUGCUGGGCUGGCACACCCGCCCGCUCAUCGCCACCUCGGCGUGGCGGAUCACGGCGGCGGACCAAUGAGUCGACUCACUGAGUGGUCGUGGAAGAAGGCCACCACACAAAGUGGUAAUGAGCUGAGUUGUGUGAGAGAGACAGACCUAAAAUUUAGCCAAAUCCUGUCUUUUUUACUUUUCACUUCUAAGUCAACCUCUUUUCUCCUAAACCUUUUUCCAAAUUUCCAUUUCUUUUUGUUUGGUACAUUUGUUUUAAGUUUAUGCAACUAUUUUUAUUUUACUGUUUCUUGCCUCUGCCUUAAUUGUCUGUGUAAAAGAGUGGCAACAGUGUCCGUACGUGUGUAAUGCCAUUUAAUUAUUUGACGUGAAUAAAUAAUACUACUUGCAACCACACUCA
This is a messenger RNA of Salvia miltiorrhiza (redroot sage), 2389 nucleotides long. RefSeq names its product DELLA protein GAI-like. The transcript has a single exon. Gene Ontology annotation, cellular component: nucleus. The record is from RefSeq and is a predicted model, not a curated record. Bases 422 to 2059 code for a protein of 545 amino acids. Lineage: Eukaryota; Viridiplantae; Streptophyta; Magnoliopsida; Lamiales; Lamiaceae. Gene Ontology annotation, molecular function: sequence-specific DNA binding; DNA-binding transcription factor activity. Gene Ontology annotation, biological process: salicylic acid mediated signaling pathway; jasmonic acid mediated signaling pathway; regulation of DNA-templated transcription.